Perkinsus marinus ATCC 50983 is the source of this 65-nucleotide messenger RNA. RefSeq lists its product as hypothetical. The transcript has 2 exons. NCBI's taxonomy places the organism in Eukaryota, Perkinsozoa, Perkinsida, Perkinsidae. The record is from RefSeq and is a predicted model, not a curated record. The annotation marks the transcript as partial.
AUACAAUGCGUUGCCUCGUCUUGGCAGCGCGGUGUUUCCUCAUUAGGCUAUACUUUCUGAUAUAG